Messenger RNA from Poeciliopsis prolifica (blackstripe livebearer), 2631 nucleotides. RefSeq names its product coiled-coil domain containing 28B (gene ccdc28b). The transcript has 6 exons. Bases 300 to 938 code for a protein of 212 amino acids. Lineage: Eukaryota; Metazoa; Chordata; Actinopteri; Cyprinodontiformes; Poeciliidae. The record is from RefSeq and is a predicted model, not a curated record.
CUUUAAGACGGAUAUAGACCGCAGCUCCCCGGCUCCGCGUCGACGAUGUCGCGCGUUGCAUCUCAUCAGUAAUUUCACACUUCACAGCUGCUGGACAGAUCAUUUUCCUCCAUCGUGAUUUCAAGAGGUUAAUUAGUACAAAGUGUCCUGAGACGGUUUCAGUCGCAGAGGAGGAGGAGAAAUGCGACACCGAGCCCAGCCGGCAGGCUCUGUGGUGCGUAAUUGAUUCGGCCGUCCUGCACGCCAGCUGGGCUGUGUGUGUUACCUGCACUGGAAGCAGUAAUCACAAAUGAGCUGUCAUGGAAGACAAGCGUAAGAAACGCAGCCCAAAGGUGUCCCUCCCUCAGCCUCCUCCGCCACCCAUCAAUCCCCGCAAGCUCUCCGUCCUUCCUGCCAGCAAGAGUGCCACCUUCUCCCUCGGCCUGCCACAGCCUCCCUCCCCCAAGAACAGGAGCAAGUUUAAGAGAUCCAUAGGAGCGCCGGGACAGCCGAAAGAGGCGUUCACGCCUGUAGUAGCCCCACCAAAGACAACACGACCACACAGGGAGAAACCCAAGGCGCCGCAGCCGGCAGGGCCCAGUAAAGUGGUCCAGUCUCCCCCCCUGCAGCACUCCUUUCUUACAGAUGUCUCGGAUGUGAGAGAGAUGGAAGGAGGCCUCCUGAACCUCCUCAAUGACUUCCACUCAGGCAAAUUACAGGCGUUCGGAAAGGUUUGCUCCUUUGAGCAGCUGGAACACGUGCGGGAGAUGCAGGAGAAACUGGCACGGCUGCACUUCAGCCUCGACAGCCACGUGGAGGAGCUUUCCGAGGAUCAGAGGAAGGGUGCUUCCGAUCUCAACCUGGAACACCUGCUGUGCAACCUGGAGGAGCUCAGCACCUCAAUACAAAAGCUCCACUUGGCCGAGAAUCAAGACCUGCCCAAGACAUCUGGUCCCUGACAGAGCAAGGUGCUCAGAACGUUGAUGACGCGUUAAUCUUUUCUGAACAUCACAAAAAGAUAAAAAUAUCAAAAAGAACAGGUUACCAUGGCAUUAAACUAGUUGCCUUAGAAACGGGAGCAGGAAGGUCCAAAGGAGAUGGAGAUCAUCAUUUUUCCACUCAGUCAGUGGAGAUGAGAGGGCAUUCCAGUGACUGGAUGCAGCAGAGCAUUAAAUUAGAGCGCAACCAAAAAAAAAACAAAAUCAAACGCCUCAUUCAUAGCACAGAGACAUGACCGCAAACUAGUCUGAUGUUGAAAAAAAAAAUGCAUUUAUGUUUUGAACAUUUUCUUGGCAAAAGUGGGUUUGACUCAAAGAAAGAAAAAAAAAUCCAAAUUUUCUGUGACAAAAGAAGCACAUUUCAUGAGCUGUGAAUUUACACCGGCACAUUCAGUGCAUGUUGCUUCGUUUCAGACGGUGCAUCUGUGUUUAACUGGAAAACCUAUUUGACCCUUUAAACAGCAGCAUGUUGACUGCAGCAGAGGUUUUAAGGUAGCUUUGCUGUCUAUCAAUGUCUCCCACAGUUUUUUUUUAAAUCUUUGCUGGAAAACUGAUGCGAUUUAAGCUAAAUGUUGGAGAUCUACUGCACAAAAUGUUUUUUUUAAAUGUAUAUAUUGCUAAGGUAAUGUUUCAAAAUGUAAAAUUAGCUAUAUUUUCAUUAUGAGUUAGACUCAGAUCUCGCUAUAAAAAAUCUGUUUCAUACAGGAAAACCUCAUGGUAAGUAUGUACUCUCUGUACAGUGCCAUUUAAAAGUGGCAGCUACUUUGUGCAAAAUGUAUUGAACAAUGCAGUAAAUUAUAACUGAAUUGAAAAGGUGAAGCUUGUUUUUUAGAUCCAUUGCAUUGUGAUAAUUUGAGGAUUUAAAACAAAACGGAUUUUGAAUCAAUAAAUGUUGACCCAGUGUAAAGUAUGCUAAUGUAGUCUAUGCACUCGGAGCUCUUCUGAGUUGCUUCACAUUGCUUUCAUCUGUGGCUCUAGUGUCUUUUCUUCAUCUGAACUAUAAAUGUGUUGAGUUUGUUGGCCAAUCAAGUACAGUGGUACCAAACUUAUUAAACAAGGUAGCAGCACUGUUAACCAUGUUGGUAAGUGCCAACUUCUGAAAAAUGAAACCAUGUCUGUAAAGCUUGUAGGGUUGUUUCUGUUGCUUGUGGAGUUUUCUACCAGUUUUUUUUUUCCUUCCACUUAUCUUUCCAUUAGUAUUUUUUUAUGCAGGAUUCUGAAUAGCCAACUUUAGCAAUGAUGUUUUUUUUUGUGAACAGAGGUAUCCUUAUUGUUCUUGUGGAGGAUGACAAUAACUGUGGUGGACAGAUGUCAAGUCGGUGUUCUUCCCUGUGAUUGUGUAUCCCUUAGCUUAUACUUGAAAUAUUUCUUUCUGUAUAAAAGUUUGAUUUUAAUUAAGUCUUUUUUUUUGCAGUAUAACCUGGUGUCUCUUUAUAUUUUCUUUAAUUGAAAACUUGGACAUGUUUUAAUUUAUUGCAAUCCCUCUCCUACAAACUGUCAGGGCUGUGUGUCUCCAGUUGUCUUUUCCAGCAUAACUUUUAAGUUACUCAGAUUCUUCAAUUAAGAUGUUUGUCAUUUUGCAUUUAGGGGUUAAAAUUAAAAUGUAUGUGAAAAUGUAUACUGUUAAAAAAAAAAAAAAAAAAAAAAGCCAUGG